This is a messenger RNA of Lethenteron reissneri (Far Eastern brook lamprey), 4239 nucleotides long. RefSeq names its product EF-hand calcium binding domain 2 (gene EFCAB2). The record is from RefSeq and is a predicted model, not a curated record. Gene Ontology annotation, molecular function: calcium ion binding. Lineage: Eukaryota; Metazoa; Chordata; Hyperoartia; Petromyzontiformes; Petromyzontidae.
CGGGACGCUGCUGGUGGUUGUUUAGCAACGAGGGAGAGCGACAGGGAGAGAGUAACAGGGAGAGAGAGUAACAGGGAGAGAGUAACAGGGAGAGAGAGUAACAAGGAGAGAGCGACAGGGAGAGAGCGACAGGGAGAGAGCGACAGGAGAGCGACAGAGGAGAGUAACAGGGAGAGAGCGACAGAGGGGAGAGUAACGGGAGAGCGACAGGGAGAGUGCAACGAGGGAGAGAGCGACAGAGGGGAGAGCGACAGAGGGGACAAGUUUGGAGGAGGAGGAGAAAGAGGAGCAGAGAAUGUGACAGCAGACGGAGUGGGAAUCGAUGAGAAGGAGGCGAGAGACGGGACGACAUCGUCAGUGUGGGGGCUGAGGGCUGGGGGAGAGGAGGGAGAGGAGGGACAGAAGAAUCCGAAGCAGCAACAGACGACGACGACGAGGAGAUAGAGGAGUGGAGGAUAAACGCGGCAGAUCAUCGUCGUCAUCUUCAUCAUCAUCUUCAUCAUCGUCAGCGUCACCGAGAUGUCUGAACAGAAGGAGAACGCAGAGACCAUGGUGGCGGACAUCCACAAGAGAGUUACUGAAGCUUUUGACGUGUUUGACCACGAGGGUAACAAGACGGUCGAUGUGAGGGAAAUUGGCACCAUCAUCAGAUCUUUGGGAUGCUGUCCUACAGAAGGUGAAAUCCAUGAUGUUCUGGCAGAGAUCGAGGAGGAGGAACCUACAGGCUACAUUAGGUUGGAGAAAUUCCUUCCGAUGAUCACCAAGGUGUUGAUGGAGAGAAGGUACCGAUCAAUACCGGAGGAUGCUAUUCUGCGUGCUUUCCAGGUGCUGGACAGUGAGGGCAAGGGGUACCUGGAUCCUGAGGAGCUCACCCGCUACAUGACGGAGGAAGGAGAGCCGUUCACUCAGGAGGAGAUGGAGGAGAUGCUCUCUGCUGCAGUGGACCCAGACAAGAACCUUGUGUUUUACAAGGACCAUGUCUCCAUGAUGGCAGUGGAAGAAAAUUAAAUGUCCGCAUUUAGUGCUGCUCCUGAUGAGAUUUCACCUUUGCCGUUUUGUUCUUGUGUACGAAUGUACGCUGACAUUCUUUCGUGCCAUAUGUAACCAAUUGUGCUAAUCAGAGGUGCGGGAAAAAGACAACAAACUAAACACCAAAAGCAGUAAUAAAGAAAUAGUUGUCAAUCUCGAUUUUUUAAGUAUGUAUUAAACAAAGUGUGAUGGAUAAUUUGAUGCGUUUGACUGCUUUGCUAUCUGAAAACUUAAUUCUAAAACAACGAUAAGGUACUGAAGCCCACAAGGGUUAUUGUAGUUUAUUCUUAGGCACGGCAAUGAAAAGUUGAAUAACAAAUAAAUAAAAAGUUAUCUGUAAUUAAUUCAAACGUUCGUACAAUGCUGUUUUCUGCAAUGCUUAUUAUUAAUCAUCGGUGUGGAAUUCGGGGAGCUCAUUUGACAAGUGGAAUUUUGCACGUCCAGAUUUAAUCGCUCAAGAACACAGAAGGAAGAAGUUGCUGCAGGUUCCUUCAUUGAUCGUGGGACACAUUUCCUGCACCUCCAAUGAGCACGGUUGGCUACGUGCGAUGCGAAAAAAAUUCAACAUACGUACAGAUAUUUUACAGAUCGGGCCACGUAUGCAGGCUUUGUGUGACUGCCGCCGGUGUGAUGACCGUGGUAAUGCUGCCUACUUCGCAUUGGAAGUUUAAGAACCACUGACGUCAUUUAUUCGCAAGAGUAGGCCAUUGUGUGCCAAAUUUGAUAAGAAUUACACUGCAAAUCACUAGUUAGGAAUUAUAGAUAGAAACCAUAGAUCCCCCUAGUGGCAGACCGAUACCCCAGGUCACUUACAAAUAACUCCCCGUGUUUCUUGAGUUCUUACCCUGUUAAACAAAAUACAUUUCAAACGUGAGCCUAAUGUAACAUGUAGCAAUGCUUUCUCACUCUACAUUUCAAUAUACAAACUAUAUAAUUAUUAAAAAGUAUAUGUUUUCCAAUUUAACUGCGAUUGACUUUUACAUACACAAGUAAAUAUUUUUACCGUAAGUUACAAAAUUAAACGCGGAGACAAAAGCAACGUUUGUGCCAUCCCUUUACAGUAUGUUUCCAUAUCUAUCAUUUAAGCAUCUCGAUUUGCAAUUGUCUACUUUGUGUUUGCACGCCGUGUAGGAACGUUCUUGUGGGUCCCAUGCAAGGCUCCGACACAAGGGGAGCGUUUAGCGCGUUCACUUUAUUGCUCUCAGCGGAUUUAAAAAAACUGCUGAGCGACGAAAGAUAGGGGGUCAAAACCAUGAGAUUACAAUGGGGCGCUUGUGCCACAUGUCAUCCACACACGAGCAGCGAGGGCAAGCAGAGGAAUUCUUCUGCUAAGUCACGGCCUAAAUUAAUGGGACCUCGAACAAUCAUCAACUGUGUGCCGGUUUAAAAAAAAAUGCUACUAAAUAUUUUGAUAAUGUAGCUUUACGUUAAAAUAAGCUGAGCGGUAGAUAAACCUUUGUGUGAGCGGCGAAUGCGCUUGCUGUAAUAAUCAGAUAUCGAUCAAAGCGACGAGUUAAAGCGAUUGAAAAAAUUCAAAAUACCUAUGUAUCCAUUACAUGAUUAGGGGUGGAACUAGAGUCACCUCCCUCGGCAUCCAGGUGAUUAAUGUGAACUGUCGGGAUUCAGCUCCACGAUUAGUUUCAAUUACCAAUUGUUUCUCGUCUUGUUUUCCAAGCUACGUGUUGCAACCCUGAAACAGAACUCUUCACGAAUCGACGCAUGGACUUCACCACGAGCCAUUUACCACUCGUCAUUUCUACUCGUCAGCGUUUUUCGAGGCUUCUUAACAUAAGUGUGUAUGGGUUUUAAAAAAUAACUUUUGUCGGUAUUUUGAUGUUCCAAAAGCUGGCAUUUUCAGGCAUAGCGUAGUCAACGUGCAGUGAUUACUGGCGGUGGAUGUCUGAAGCCCAGCGUAUUGCAGGGGUUUGGGGGAUCACAGUGUGAUCUUGUACGCAGCUUUUCCCCCUAGAGAGUGGCUGUUUUUUGACCGUAGAGCAAAGAUGCUGAGAUACCUGAAUGGAUUAUAAAGCGUUAUCUCCCUUGUAUUCAUGGGUGGCUUUGGAAACUCCGGGUUUCACCCACGUGGAACAGUCAAUAGGGAAAAUCCCAAUGCUGCACUCACACAAGUGCCGAUACCCUGUAAGGUUGCCAUUUGUACAUAACUAUAAAUAACUAUUACAUGUAGCCGAUGGUAGUGCUAUCCUUCUCACCCUUAACAUUAAUGAAACAUUGCUUCAUGUUAUAAUUUCGCUCUCAAUUUAUAAUAUUUUCCAUGUUGUAGAUCACAUUCAAAUUAAACACAAUCCUGGGUAAUUACAGGUAUCACCAUACUCAUAUUGCGUGUAGGUUUUAAGAGGUCACCCUGUUAUCCGUGGUAGGAGUGAUGGAAAGUGGAAUAAGUCAUCCCAACACAUGUUCAUCAUUUUUAUCACUUUUAUUCAUAAUGCAUAACUGGUAAACUACAAUAAUAAUAAUGUGUUAUUAAUACUAGAUUUGAAGCUUUCGUGACUGCAAGGAUUCAUAUUCUUAGGUUUUUUCGGUAAAGUCACGUAGGUAAAACAUUAAAAUUAAUAAAAUAAAAAUAAAAUAAAAAUCACGACGUUUGGAGGCAACACAAGCUUCCGUCUUCAGGUGGAACCGUCACAGCCACGACAGCUGUAUCAAAUGUGUUAUUAAUACUUUUUUGUCAAAUCAAACAUUGCAUCCCAAUUAUUGCAAUGACACCACCUACAACCCAACCGCUCACCCUCUGCAAACCUCUCGAGACGAAGACCCUCUCAGUGCGUACCAGUUUCAACUGACCCAAAUCGACUCCGGCUACGAUCCGUGGCUGCUGCUGCACCCGCCAGCGCCCAGCUUCGGGGUCUCCGGCCCAAAGACCUGGAAGGACGCUGCCGGCUCACGUUCGGAAUCCAUCCUUGAGUCUCAGCCAGUUUCGCGACGGACUCUAAACGUUGUUGUUGUUGCUUCAGAGAGUCCACUUCAACGUGUGCUCAAUGCGCAUUCGUGAUGGACUGGACUCAUAAGAGUGCACAAUAUGAAAUGUUCUUCCAUAAUACGUUACUAGUUGGCUGUGUCGGGUGGUGGCGGAUUUAACAGCACAUUUAGAUAUUUACACGAUCUAACCCAACAAAACUGUAUUAUGGAUGAUAUUGGUCGCGAAAGCCUACGUGUUAAACUCAAAUGUUCUUACUCCCAAUACCAAUCUUA